GUAUUAUUUUGUUACAGACAGCAACCAUAAAGCGGAAAUAAUGAACAACAAACAAAUUCUGAGUUGAGUCAAAUUGAAUUCCAUAUUUUAACAUGGAGAAUCUCUGCCGUGUUUGUUUAAAAGAAGGAGCCAAUAUAUCGAUAUUUGAUAGCAAAGAUGAAAACAGUGUAUAUACUAAACUCGCUUCAUGUGUUAGGGAAAAGGCGAAGGAACUUGAAGGAUAUCCUCGCAAUAUAUGCAUAGUAUGUUACAGCACUUUGGAGUCUGUCUGUGCUUUCAUCAAAAAAUACAAGGAGUCACACAAGGUUCUAGAAAGUGGGCUGAUCCCAAUAAAACAUGAGACCUUUGAGGACAACAAUACCUACCAUGACAUUAGCAAUGACCGACCAGAUAUUGAAAUAGAAGUAUGUGCAAUUAAAACGGAACCCCAAGAUACUACUGACGUUUUAGGGGAACCUCUGAAGUUGAAAAUUGACAAGUUAAAACAUUUGUCCAUUAAGAGAGUUAUAAAGAAAGAAGAAGAUUCUAACCCAGAAAAUGAGUGUGUGGAUCUUACAGUAAAUACUACAACAAAAAAGAAGACAAAAAGCACCAAAACAGAAACAAGACUAUCAUUGAAAGAAUACAAGCAAAUGACACUGAAACAGAGAAAACUAAAGCUAAUGAGAAGACAGAAAGAGAUUGAAGAACGGAGAAUAAAUAAAAAUAAACAAAAUGAUAAAGAUUCAGAUCCUGCCAAACCCGACGAACCAAAACCACCCAAGCUGUGUGAUAUUUGUGGUGACACAUUUCCAACAUCAGACAAACUGUCAUACCACAGACAGAAAAAACAUGUAGAAGUACCUGUACAAUGUCCAACUUGUAACCGCACAUGUGUAAGCACAUAUUACCUUAACAGGCAUAUUAAGAGAAAGCAUACUGAGAAGAAAGACUUUUUCUGUCAAAUCUGUGGUACAGGAUUUGCUUUUAAAGGGGAGCUGACGAGUCACUACAAAUCGGUGCAUGUGAAGAAGACGGGACCACCGAGGACUUGGGCAUGCAAGCACUGCGGGAAGACCUACAAGUGUCCGAAGUCAGUGCUGGUGCAUGAGAGAUCAGUUCAUACAGGCGAGCGUCCAGCAGUCUGCGACAUCUGCAACACAAGCUUCACCCACCACGACUACCUAAAAGAACACAUGCGUUUACAUACCGGAGAGACCCCAUACAAGUGUCCCAUAUGCGGGCGCGGAUACGCGCAGCGCUGUAAUAUGAAGAGCCAUCUCCGCAUUCAUAAGGUGUCGGAGUUGAACCCUGAGGAGCUUAGCAAGCUUAGACCUAACUAUAUAAGGAGGCUGAAGGUAUGAUAAUUUGUAGGUUAU
Molecule: messenger RNA, 1358 nt
Organism: Cydia amplana
Lineage: Eukaryota; Metazoa; Arthropoda; Insecta; Lepidoptera; Tortricidae
Product: zinc finger protein 26-like
Exons: 4
Coding region: 93-1343 (416 amino acids)
Biological process (GO): regulation of transcription by RNA polymerase II
Cellular component (GO): nucleus
Molecular function (GO): zinc ion binding; DNA-binding transcription factor activity, RNA polymerase II-specific
Source: RefSeq, a predicted model, not a curated record